Exaiptasia diaphana is the source of this 2111-nucleotide messenger RNA. Its product is annotated as structure-specific endonuclease subunit SLX1 homolog. Lineage: Eukaryota; Metazoa; Cnidaria; Anthozoa; Actiniaria; Aiptasiidae. Gene Ontology annotation, cellular component: Slx1-Slx4 complex. The coding region runs from base 60 to 908 and encodes 282 amino acids. The record is from RefSeq and is a predicted model, not a curated record. Gene Ontology annotation, molecular function: 5'-flap endonuclease activity; crossover junction DNA endonuclease activity. The transcript is spliced from 4 exons. Gene Ontology annotation, biological process: double-strand break repair via homologous recombination.
AUGGCGGACGAUGGCGGGCAUUUUGUAAUCUUCACAUAAUCCUUUGUUUUCUGUUGAUAAUGGAAGGAGUAAAGACUGCAGAAGGGUUCCAUGGAGUCUAUCUACUGAACUGUGUAAAUCCGCGGUACAGAGGUCAUACUUAUAUAGGCUAUACUGUUAAUCCAGCCAGGAGAAUCAAGCAGCACAACGGCGGCGUCGACAAAGGUGGCGCGCACAAAACAAGUAGAAAGAAACCAUGGGAGAUGAUACUGAUAGUGCAUGGUUUUCCAAAUGAUGUCAUUGCACUUCAGUUUGAGUGGGCCUGGCAAAAUCCUCAACGUACUCGCCGUCUCAAAAACAUGACAGGACCAAGAAGCAAAAGAACAAAAGAAAGCAAAGUUUCACACUGCUUUAGGAUCUUGUCAGAACUAUUACAAGUUGGCCCAUGGAACAGAUUAUCACUGACUAUUAGAUGGCUUAUACAGGACUAUGAAAUCAAAUUUGACCCUUGCCGACAGCCGCCCAUUCAUAUGCCUAUUGCAUAUGGACCCUUAAAAACAGUUACUAGUAAUAGCAAAACAAAGAACAAAAAGACAGAAGAUGAUGAAAUUUGUGUGAGCAUGUACCAGAGCAAGCGAUGUUGUGUAUGUUCAAGAAAAAUGCAGACACAAGACUCCACCGUCCAUUGUCCAAAUCAAGACUGCACAAUGGUGGUCCAUACAAUAUGCUUAGCCAAAACAUUUAUUGAGGAAAAUCAUGAAGAUGGAUUGUUUGUUCUCCCUUUACAAGGGAAAUGCUCUUCCUGUAACUUGGAAUAUUUAUGGAGAGACUUUGUUAAACCAUCAGAAACUAUUCAAGAAAACCCUGACUUGAUUUGUGAUGAUGAUGAUGAUGAAUCUCAUUGGACAGAUGUAUUGAAAAAGACUUGAAUAGUGGAUAUGUGUUUCUUAUUCUCUUGCUGGAUUGCUUGUUGUUGUUUUGGUGGUAUGUACUCUUCUUUGAGCUUGUUAUUAUAGUAAGUAGUGGUUUUUGGUCACAGGAAAUGUAGUUGUUAACAUUUGUAUGUAAGAUUGACUUGAAUUUGAAUUAUGAUUUAUCGCCCUCUGUAGUAACUAGAUUGUAUUGAUCGUUUUCACCCAUUCCCAUGAGAUUCAAAAGAUAGAAGACCGGCGGCCAUGUUGGAGGAAUGAACAAUAGAUACUAAUGAGAAAUCCUUUGUUAAAGUUCCUCCAAGAUGGCCACUGUGACGUAACCUGCAAACCAAGAAUUAUUAAUCACACAACGUUUUUGUGUCUGAUUUUAACUUUAUUAACUAAAGAUUCACAUGACUGACAAAUGUUCUCUCUGAUAAUAAAAUGUGGAAUUGAUGGAUUUUGUGAUUCCCCAAACAAGAAUAGUCCUUUAUAGCACAAGAAAUUUGAUAGCUUUCUUAUAUUUUCAACAGAAAUUAUUGUAUCAUAUCUUUGGAAAUAUCCAUCUCCUUUACCCAUGAUUGACAUGAUUGAGACGGUAAACGUCAAAUCAAACUGAAAUGUUCACAUAGCAAGUAUACUAAAAAAUAAAUAUGCAAUAAGAUGUAAUUUUAUUUUGAAAAAAAACCCUUUGUUUUCCUGGACGGAAUGUUUUUUGAAAAGCAUCUGUUUAGAUAUGAACAUUUUAUGUUUUCGAUCCCAUGAUUCUGGAGAGUGUAAUUUGCAUUCUAAAGCUUCAAAAGCAAGUUCCAGCCUUCACUAAAUAACAUUAACCAUUGCAUAAGAAAUGGUGAUAAAUUUGUAUUCCAUUUUAUGUGAUUUUUUGCUGAUAUAUUAUAGGUAUUAUCUAGUAGAUAAAGUUUAUAUAUAGUGUAUGUACUUGUUUCUAGGGUAGUGAUUAUUGCUUAGGUGCUUAUUGUCUAGGUGAUUGUUGCUAAGGUGCUUAUUGUCUAGAUGAUUGUUGCUAAGGUGAUUGUUGCUAAGGUUUUAUUGCUUUAUCUUGGAGUUCAUCAAGUUAUAAGAUAAAGACAAAGAUAGUGAGUCCUGGAAUUCAAUCCAAUAUUACACAGUGUUUCUUUUGUGCCUUUUUAAAGUCGUUUCCAUAUGAGUGGAGAACCAGAGGGAAGGUAACAAAUCAUUAAACUAUGUAUCAUUUGCUCA